AUGAUCGACAACAAAACUUCUUCCUGGCUUCGACGAGGCAAAAGGAGUGCCGCUUUAACCAUGACGUUUCUGCUUGCAGCUGCCAUCUUGUCACUUCGGUGUUCCUAUAGUGUGGAACACAAGCAGGACCGGGAACUAUCGGGGCAUGAUCAACUUCCCCUGCGAAGACAGGCGCCACAGCAAAACGGUGGCGACAUGAAGCCAAAGACCUGGUGCCGUACUCCGGAAGAAUACAAUCGGGGUCAGUGGGUGUACAACGAUUCCUCUGAUGUUACGUAUCCCUACUUGAGCGGUCCGGAUCCAGUGUGGGGCCCCAUCUGUACAAAACUGCAGCGUGAGUAUCUGGAUAGUGGAAACCAAAGUCACAUGUUGCCUGACUUUCUCCGGUACAGGUGGCAACCGGAUGAUUGUGAUCUAGACAACCAAGGAUGGGACCGGGACCAAUUUUGUCGCCGUCUGAAUGGCAAAACGAUUGGUGUUUCGGGUGACUCCAUGUCUCAGCAGUUUAUCCAUUCACUGAUGGGCUUUUCCCACGGCACCAUUGAAGAUCAUCUCAAUUAUGUGGUUCCCGGGAAGUUCUGGGAGGGACAGCCUGACCAUUGGCUUAAGAUUCGUGUUCCUCUUUGUCCCGACGAUGAAAGGUACAACGUUACACUUGUUUAUCAGCGUUGGGACAAAUACCAGGGCCAAGAACAGGAUAGGGCAGCACUGACGGCGCUCAUUGAGGAGUCUGACUAUCUAGUCUUGAAUUGGGGCGUGCACUAUCAGGCGUGGUCCGAUAUGGAGAGAGCAACGGAUGACUUCGUUGGGCUAUUGGAAAAGCUCUGGCGUUCUCCUCACAAGAAACCUGAGCGAUUGAUGUGGAGAUCCACGAACGUGGCUCAUGCGAGGUGUUCUUCUGCCAGGGGCCCGCUGAAAGAGAUUAAAUCAAGCAGUAAUUCCAGUUUUACUGAUGAAACAAAGAGUGUGAUUCAUGAAAUGUAUAGUACUCAAGAGAUACUGUGGCAGGAUUCUUACAUCGUCAAGCCGAGACUGCUGUCGAAGCUACCGCAAACUACCCUGCUCCGUAUCGAGGAGACGACCCUGAAACGCCCCGAUGGCCACCGGGUCGAAGGAUACAAAGGCCAAGAAGACUGCCUCCAUUACUGUGAACCAGGACCAGUAGACCACUGGACGCAACUCUUCUACCAUCAUGUUGUAGCGUUGCAAAUCUAA
This is a messenger RNA of Seminavis robusta, 1215 nucleotides long. The record is from the annotation of a GenBank genome assembly. Lineage: Eukaryota; Bacillariophyta; Bacillariophyceae; Naviculales; Naviculaceae.